Spirodela intermedia is the source of this 1302-nucleotide messenger RNA. The record is from the annotation of a GenBank genome assembly. NCBI's taxonomy places the organism in Eukaryota, Viridiplantae, Streptophyta, Magnoliopsida, Alismatales, Araceae.
AUGAUGCUGCAACGUCCUCAACUCCCCGACGACAACAACCAGGAGACGGCGGCAGCGUCUCACUACACCGUCCUGCAGAGGCAGAGAGACAGACUCAUCAGCUGCUGGCGGGAUCAGCCGAAGCACGACGACGGCCGAUCUCUCAAUCUGGAUCCUUUUUGUGGCAUCCUUGCCAACGGAGGAGAGGGGGCGAUCAAUCAGGAGUUACCCGGCGGAUUGCCCAAUCGAGGCCAAUAUCCUUUUCUCGGAAGCGCUUCGGGAUGUGGCGAUGACGAGCGGACGACGGCCACGAGCGGCGGCGCAGCUGCAGCGCCUGCUGUCGGCACUCGGAGGAAGAGGGAAGCCUGCACCCUGAAGGUAUUACGCACUACACUCUGCUGAACCCUGAGUUGUCAAUGGACGCCGUGAAUCCUGUGGUCGCAUUGACGAAUGUUCGACUGAAGCAGCCGGGAAACGAAGGAGGGGACAAGAGGAUGAGGGGAGACGAUGUCGAUGGUCUCGUUCCCAAGCUGGAGAGUCCGCCCAUCUCCACCAUCACUACCGCCGCGAGUGACACUUGCGAGGGAAAGUCAAAGGCGUCGGCGCCGCCUGGGAAGAGCGAUUACAUCCACGUGAGAGCCCGCCGCGGCCAGGCCACCGACAGCCACAGCCUUGCCGAGAGGGUGAGCUCCCUCUUCCCCCAAAAACUAGAGCACAUAGGCCAUACAUUCCCCUUCUCUGGCUAAUCAUAUUCCGGGAUGGCGAUGUCUGGUGAAGGUGAGGAGGGAGAAGAUAAGCAAGAGGAUGAAGAUCCUCCAGGACCUGGUGCCUGGAUGCAGCAAGAUCGCGGGGAAGGCUGGCAUGCUCGACGAGAUUUUGAACUACGUCCAGUCCCUCCAGAGACAAGUCGAGGUAAUCUCCGAUAUCCGGCGAUUCGUAGGAUGUAAACAGAUCAUUCAUCAUCUCACAUAUUUCACCAAGUCUUAUUGCUGCGUUAUUGUUGCAGUUCCUGUCCAUGAAACUCGCCGCUGUGAGCCCAACAAUCGACUUUGGCAACAUCGACGCCCUCUUUGGCAAGCAGGUAUUCGAUCGACGACGACUCUGAAGAAGAAAAAUAAAAUAGGAGAAAUACAGUAAAUUCGAGGAACGGAGGCUCCUACUCUUCUCCGAGUUAACUCUUCUCACACCCAACUGCGCGGUAGGCGGGCGGGUGGGGGAAAGUGGAGGGAAGAAGGGAGAAGGGAGAGAGAGAGAGAGACGUCCUGUAAUGCUCAUAUUGAUUGCGACCGCAGAAAAUCCAGAAGAGGUUGGCCCCAUAUGUAG